Messenger RNA from Anarrhichthys ocellatus (wolf-eel), 848 nucleotides. Its product is annotated as fas apoptotic inhibitory molecule 1-like. The coding region runs from base 1 to 561 and encodes 186 amino acids. The transcript is spliced from 5 exons. The record is from RefSeq and is a predicted model, not a curated record. NCBI's taxonomy places the organism in Eukaryota, Metazoa, Chordata, Actinopteri, Perciformes, Anarhichadidae. Gene Ontology annotation, biological process: negative regulation of extrinsic apoptotic signaling pathway via death domain receptors.
AUGCUGGGGGGAGACGUGGUGGCCGUGUGGGACGUGGCACUCAGUGACGGCGUCUACAGGAUCCAGUUCUCUCACGGGACCACCACCGGGAGACGCAUCGUGUACGUUAACGGACAGGAAGUCAUCAGAAGAGACCGGAUGUUCAAGCUGGUGGGACAGGAGACGUUCACUGUGGGCGGAGCCAACACCAGAGCCAGCGUGCUCAUCGAGGCCGUCGGCGGAUUGGCUUACGAGUACUCGCUGCAGCUGGAGGGGCGGAGCCUCCAGAGGUUCACCGCAGACCGGGACGAGACCUGCAGGACCUGGAGGGUCCGGGUGGACGGGGAGGACUGCAGGGUUGUCCUGGAGAAGGACACGAUGGACGUUUGGUGCAACGGACAGAAAAUGGACACAACGGGAGAGUUUGUGGACGACGGGACAGAAACACGCUUCAUGUUCGGGGAACACGAGUGUUGCAUCAAAGCGACGAGCAGUGGGAAGAAUAAAGGAGGCAUUGUUCACCAUCUACUGCUGGAUGGAAUUAGAGUAGAACAGGUGGAGCUCUUCUCUAAUCUGCAGUAACACACACCUCUCUUCCUUUGUGCUUCCUGCUGCUUUUGUCUUAUUUUGGCGGUCUGCAGUCAGUGAACGCACCAUGUGACCUAGUUUAUGCGUGUGUGUUUGUUUGUUCGCCCUCAGGACUCUUGUUUGUGUGACUCAUGUUUCUUACGUUGUGGUUAUUGAGCAAGGCACUGAGCAGGGGCAGGGUUAGGGGUUCAUAAUGUUAUUGAACAGACUCAGCUGUUGUUAGCUGUUAGCUGUUAGCUGUUGUUACCUGUCACCUGUUGUUGGCUGUUGUCACCUGUUAC